Molecule: messenger RNA, 2235 nt
Organism: Cercocebus atys (sooty mangabey)
Lineage: Eukaryota; Metazoa; Chordata; Mammalia; Primates; Cercopithecidae
Product: HLA class II histocompatibility antigen, DM beta chain
Exons: 6
Coding region: 1102-1893 (263 amino acids)
Biological process (GO): immune response; antigen processing and presentation of exogenous peptide antigen via MHC class II; immunoglobulin production involved in immunoglobulin-mediated immune response
Cellular component (GO): MHC class II protein complex; lysosomal membrane; late endosome membrane
Molecular function (GO): MHC class II protein complex binding
Source: RefSeq, a predicted model, not a curated record
UACUUGCUAUUCUCAAAAAAUAAAAAACAAAAUCUGUCUUUUUAGGGGAAGAAAAGUAGGAAAGCUUUAUCUCAUUUUCCUAGUGGCUUCAUAAUGCAGGGACCUGCCCCCAGGAAACAGGGUACAGUAGAGGAAACACACAGGGGUGUUUAGAGUUUGGGGGAAGGCAGGUGAGCUCUGGGCACUGACCCGUCACCAGCUAUUUUUCAAGGAGUCUGAGUGGUGUUAACCUGCAGUCUACCCCGUGAGAUUGCUCAGAGUGUAGGAGGAUAUGGUUUACUGGCUCCAGAAAGCAGCUAUUAUAACUAAGGAGGAAAUGAAGCUUGACUGGCUAGAACAGAAGCAACGAUGGAGGCCCAUGGAGGGAUUUUCCAGGCCCCUAUUCCUGAUCUCUAAAGUGGCGCUGCUUCCCUUAUUCUGCAGUCUUGCUUUGAGACCAGACAAUUCUGUACUCUGUCUGUGCCUCCUUCCUUCUCAGCAGCCCUGCCUCUGCCACCUGCCCCAGAAGGGCUCUGGGUCCUCUUAUCUCAGGACAGACAAAGGUUUUUGUAAUUAUCUUCUUGGGUAACCUCCCUGUAAGGAAUAGGAGAGGUUAUCUGGUCCUGGUCUUUUGGGAGAGCAUUGAGAGGAAAAAGUUAAACCAGUGGGCAGCCCAGGCUGCAUACAUCCUGGGAAUAUUGCGAUUAUUCUCUCCAGUAAUCUAGGGAAAUCUACUGGUUGUUCCGCAGAAAAAGAAUUAAGAGAGAACAGGAGACCUGUUGUCUAAGCCUAAGGCAGGAUGAGGUUUACCUAGUAACUGAUGACGCUAGGCUGAGGCACUCAGCGAUUUGUCUCUGCAUCUGUCCCCGCCUACCUAGCCAAUCUGUCCCUGUUUGGAACACUGGACUCCCGUGAGCUGGAAGGAACAGGUUUAAUAUCUUGGGGCUGGGUAUCCCCAUUUCACUCAUUUGGGGGGAUCAAGGGACCCGGGCAAUAUAGUAUUCUGCUCAGUGUCUGGAGAUCAUCUACCCAGGCUGGAGCUUCUGGGACAGGUGAGGACCCACGGACCCUGGAAGAGCUGGUCCAGGGGAUUGAACUCCCGGCAUCUCUACAGAGCAGAGCAUGAUCAUAUUCCUGCCGCUGCUGCUGGGGCUCAGCCUGGGCUGCACAAGAGCAGGUGGCUUUGUGGCCCAUGUGGAAAGCACCUGUCUACUGGAUGAUGAUGGGACUGCAAAGGAUUUCACAUACUGUAUCUCCUUCAACAAGGAUCUGCUGACCUGCUGGGAUCCAGAGGAGAACAAGAUGGUCCCUUGUGAAUUUGGGGUGCUGAAUCCCGUGGCCAAUGGCAUCUCACAUUACCUCAACCAACAGGACACCCUGAUGCAGCGCUUGCGCAAUGGGCUUCAGAAUUGUACCACACACACCCAGCCCUUCUGGGGAUCACUGACCCACAGGACACGGCCACCAUCUGUGCAAGUAGCCCAAACCACUCCUUUUAACACGAGGGAGCCUGUGAUGCUGGCCUGCUAUGUGUGGGGCUUCUAUCCAGCAGAUGUGACCAUCACGUGGAUGAAGAACGGGAAUCUUGUCAUCCCUCACAGCAGUGGCCAGAAGACUGCCCAGCCCAAUGGAGACUGGACGUACCAGACCCUCUCCUAUUUAGCCUUAACCCCCUCUUACGGGGACACCUACACCUGUGUGGUGGAGCACAUUGGGGCUCCUGAGCCCAUCCUUCGGGACUGGACACCUGGGCUGUCCCCCAUGCAGACCCUGAAGGUUUCUGUGUCUGCAGUGACUCUGGGCCUAGGCCUCAUCAUCUUCUCUCUUGGUUUGAUCAGCUGGCGGAGAGCUGGCUCCUCUAGUUACACUCCUCUUCCUGGGUCCAAUUAUCCAGAAGGACGGCACAUUUCCUAGAGGCAGAAUCCUACAACUUCCACUCCAAGUGAGAAGGAGAUUCAGACUCAAUGAUGCUACCAUGCCCCUCCAACAUCUUCAACACUCUGACAUUAUCUUGGAUCCUACGGUUUCUCCAUCCAAUUAUUUGAAUUUCCCAGUCUCCCCUAUGUAAAACUUAGCAACUUGGGGGACCUCAUUCCUGGGACUAUGCUAUAACCAAAUUAUCAUCCAAGGCUGUAUUUCUGGGAUGGAUAUAAUCUGAGGAAGGGAGUUAAAGACCCUCCUGGGGCCCUCAGUGUGCCAUAGAGGACAGCAAGUCACUGGUGAUUGUUUCGGAGAAAUAAACUUUAGUGGAAAUAA